AUGAAGUUUGCGGUUAUCAUCUGCCUAAUCCUGUGCCUUUGGGAAAUAGAAGUGGCAGCGAAAACGAGGACCUCAUGGAAGAAAAAGGAUAGGGGUAGAGGAGGAAAGUGGAAAAAAGGCUUAAUACCCGCAUUCAUAUACAAAGAUAACAGAGUCUACUGUAAUAGGACAUUGCGGCCGGAAGUGCAUGUUCAAUAUGUUCUAGCUGGUUGCAACAUUACGCUUGCACAUCCCAAUAGACCUAGAAGUCAAAGUUGGUUGCGUGCAGUGCUAUCACCAGAAGAAAAGAAGCAGGAAGACAUGCGGACGGAGGGAAAGGGAAAAUCGAAGUCGAAAAAAAAGAAGUUUACAAGCACAGAACAGCAGCAAACAAGCCGGCAACCAGUAAAGCGAGAGGUACUCAGAGAGGCUCUUAUGGAAUGUAACAGAUCUGAUAAAGCUGAUAACGAAACCCGCGCAACCGACAUCGCCAACAUGCACAAAUGGUACAAACAAAUGUGCUUUGGAUUUGCUCCAUUGAACAACGAGACCAUCUCAAGAAGAAAUGCCACGAUAACGACCCCAGGAGUCCUUCUCAUGACGAACGUCACGGUGGAAGAUUCUGGUAUAUACCAAGCACGAAGUGGACGCAGCUACAAAGAAUUCAAUCUACAAGUCGAGAAGCCACAUUUCAAGAUAAAGAUAGUGACCAAAAAGCAGGUCGAAAAAAUAUUAGUACCUAAGGCGGAAUGA
Cylicocyclus nassatus is the source of this 732-nucleotide messenger RNA. The record is from the annotation of a GenBank genome assembly. NCBI's taxonomy places the organism in Eukaryota, Metazoa, Nematoda, Chromadorea, Rhabditida, Strongylidae.